CGCGGAAGUUUUCGCCUGACGAGCACGCGUUUGCCAAAGACGGUGUAGAUACUUUACCAUUCUCUGGAGUCAGACCGAGAAACAACUGGCCUUUUAUUAUUUAAAAGUUGUCUUCAGGCCAACAUGGCGUCUUACACAUGCAUCAGCUGCCGGGUGGCCUUCGCGGAUGGCGAUGUCCAGCGUGCGCACUAUAAGAGCGACUGGCACCGCUACAACCUGAAGAGAAAGGUGGCGGACAUGCCGCCUGUCACCGCAGAGAACUUCCAGGAGCGCGUCAUGUCCCAGCGGGCCGCCGCCGAGCAGCAGCUAAGCGAGGCUGGCUCCGUUGAAGGCUGCGCCAUGUGCAACAAGAAGUUCUCCAGCGCCAACGCCUUCCAAAACCACCUACAGUCUCACAAGCACCAGCAGGCUGAGAGGCAAGCCCUGCUGGCCGCCCAGAGGGAGGUGGACAAGCUCAAUGAGAAGAACCUGGAAAAGGGGCUCGAUGCCCAGAAGGCGGACCACGACGCUCAGAACCAGGCCCUGCAGCAGGUCCUCAAGGAGCAGCUGAGGGCUGGGCAGGUCAAGACCAGCCAGGACGGGACGGCGAGGCGCAAGGUAGAGAAGUCGGAAAAACCUCCUAGACUGAUGUGGCUGGAGGAGCAGGCCAAGCGGAGGGAACGGGAAGACACAGCCGCCACAGAGGAAGAGGACUGGGAGGACAUGGACGAGGAUGAUGACGAUGAUGACGUGGAGGAUGAGGAAGAGGACAGCAUGGACCAGGAGGAAAAAGGAGAGCCACAGCGCUCCCCCGCUCUUCCCGGGUCUAUCCCUGUCACAGACUGUCUCUUCUGCUCGCAUCAUUCCAAGUCGCUGUUCAAGAACGUUGCCCACAUGACGCACGUCCACAGCUUCUUCAUCCCCGACCUUGACUUCCUGGUUGACCUUAAAGGCCUUGUUCGCUACCUGGGAGAGAAAGUUGGCGCAGGGAACGUGUGUUUAUGGUGCAACGAGAAGGGGCGCUCCUUUUACUCCACUGAUGCGGUUCAGAGUCACAUGACAGACAAAAGUCACUGCAAACUCUUCACAGAUGGCGACGCCGCUCUCGAGUUUGCUGACUUUUACGAUUUCAGGAGCAGCUACCCUGACAGUGAGGAGGGGCAGAAUGCUGACAUGGAGGGGGUGGAAGUUCCUGACGAAAACAACCUUCAAUAUGACGACGACACUUUGGAGCUCACCCUCCCGUCAGGUGCCAGGAUUGGCCAUCGCUCCCUCAUGAGAUACUACAAGCAGCGCUUUGGAACACAAAGGACGCUCGUGAGCCACAACAAGAACGCUGUGGGCCGCGUGCUGCGUCACUACAAAGCUAUUGGCUGGGGGGGCGACACAGGUAACUUUGGGUUGCGUCACAAGCAGGACAUGCAGUACGUGCAGAUGAUGAAGUCCAAGUGGCUGCUGAAGAUGGGAAUGAGUCACAACGCCACCAAACAGAAACACUUCAGAGUCCAAGUCAUGUUCUGAGGAUGCCAUGAAGGAACUUGAACUGUUGCAACCAGCAGAGAAUAUUUCACCAUGGAAACCAUUUCAAUGGACUAUAACCAUACUGAAGAGCUUUUUAUCAAAAUAAAAUGUGAUUCAGUGUCAUGAUUAAAUAGAAUAAAUGUUGUACUCAAGCUACUGAUGACAUUUGACUUCAUGAUGAAUUGACACAUUGUUUAUUGUCACAUAAAACAAACAAGGGACCCAUGUGACCAUCACCCAUAAGCAUAAAGGACAUAUGAAAUGUACAGCCAAGUGAUGAUAGAAUAUAUAUUUCAGUAUAAACAUUGCACAAAGAGUAGGAAAUGUACAGCAAGGCACUGUGGGAGGAACCUGAACACAUCUUUGAAUGGACCUGCCGCCCGCGGAGCUCCACUAACUUCUGAGUCCAAGCAUUCUGAAAACCUCUUUCUUUUUGACACCAGUAAAAAACAAUUGAUGCCAACAAGAAUUAAUGAUUGUUUAAUGGACAAAAGGUCUGUCUGGGCUGAAACCAGACCAGAACUUUUUUUGCUUGGUGUAAUAGUUUAUGUGCUUAAAGCUCCAGUUGGGCUGGGACACAUAAGAGCCAGAGGAAGUGUGUGUGUUUUAGCGUGUUUUUGAGCCGGCGCUUAUGUGGCUACCUUCGCUUGGUCAGUUGACCAAUGGAAAUGUUUGUGACAAACACAUCUAAUUUUCUUUUUACAUUCAAACUCUCACUAAAGUUGUUUUAGUGCUAAUAAGGAAGAGUUGUGUUUUAAAAUGACAAAUAUCCACACUGCAAAUACUAUUGUUUUCUUCGUCUUGUCCAAACUCCUGACUAGACCACAAUGACUGACUACUGCUCCCUGCUGAUGUGGAGGGUUACUGCAUCUCACAACACACACCAUGUUGCUUGGGGUCACCAGGCGCUGCAAUGGCUGCCGUGGCUGCUGACUGAUUGACAGUUGCUGUAACGCUUCUUGACCAUCAUGCUGACAUACGCCUUCAUCAGCUUGGCGAUGUCCAUCACCUGCAGGACAACAUAUUCAUUACCCACACCAAGACGCUUGUCAUUGUACUUUGAACACUACAAACAAUAAUUCUCAAAAGACUUUAGAGCUUCGUUCGCAUGAAGUAUUUCGACAAAAGAACAUCGUAGUAGUUAAUAGUAUUCAUCAUUGUGUACACACUUUUUUUUUUUAUUAGUGACGCAAAUUAAAUUUACCACAUUGUACAGUAAGUAGUUUAGUAGUGUACGUAUUACU
Messenger RNA from Dunckerocampus dactyliophorus (ringed pipefish), 2744 nucleotides. It is a transcript of the gene znf622, whose product is annotated as zinc finger protein 622. The record is from RefSeq and is a predicted model, not a curated record. Gene Ontology annotation, molecular function: zinc ion binding; nucleic acid binding. NCBI's taxonomy places the organism in Eukaryota, Metazoa, Chordata, Actinopteri, Syngnathiformes, Syngnathidae. Bases 124 to 1500 code for a protein of 458 amino acids. The transcript has 7 exons. Gene Ontology annotation, cellular component: preribosome, large subunit precursor. Gene Ontology annotation, biological process: ribosomal large subunit biogenesis.